Messenger RNA from Dreissena polymorpha, 1694 nucleotides. Its product is annotated as U4/U6.U5 small nuclear ribonucleoprotein 27 kDa protein-like. The record is from RefSeq and is a predicted model, not a curated record. Gene Ontology annotation, cellular component: precatalytic spliceosome. Gene Ontology annotation, biological process: RNA splicing. The coding region runs from base 117 to 620 and encodes 167 amino acids. NCBI's taxonomy places the organism in Eukaryota, Metazoa, Mollusca, Bivalvia, Myida, Dreissenidae. The transcript is spliced from 7 exons.
CAUCGCAACUUUUACAAUACAUUUGUUUUUUCGAAACAUUCUGGUGUUAAACAAUUUAUAUUAUUUUUGUUUUGAGCAAAGCACUGUUAUUCUCAAAGUCUCAACUUCAUUAAAUCAUGCCAAGAAGCAGAAGCAGAAGUAAAUCUCCAAAACGAGAAAGAAAACGAUCCAGAGAUCGUGAAAGAUCCAGGUCACGUGAUCGACACAGACGUCAUAAAAGAAGUAGGUCAAGGUCCAGAGACAAAGGUCGCAGAAGAUCAAGGGAGAGAAAGCAUGAAAAAGAUGAAAGGCGUCACAGUCGAGACCAGAGUCGGGAGCAUCACUCUCGAGGUGGUGGAGGAGGAGGAGGAGGAAGGAGACAGGAGGAAGAGGAGGAGAUGGUGGAGGAGUUAACAUUUGUACCUGUCAAUAAAACUGUCACAGAGGAGGAGCUGCAAGCCAUGCCAGAAGAUGAGCAGGAGAUGAUGAAGGUCAUGGGCUUUGCUGGCUUUGACACCACCAAGAAUAAGCAGGUUGUUGGAAAUGAUCAUUAUUCUGCCAAUAUUUCCAAGAAACGAAGAUACAGACAGUACAUGAACAGAAAGGGUGGCUUCAAUCGACCACUGGACUUCAUAGCAUAGUGUGACUGUAGAAACUGGACUCCAUGAAAAUGAAUGGGCAUCUAUGGUCGAGAAAUAGUUUACCUGCAGUUAUUAAAUGAAGUCAUAGAAUGCAUGGUAAAUCUUGAGGUUGAAUGAUAAGAAAGUGUGUUGAACUUUUAAUUGGGUGUUAUUGUAUACAAGCGCAUGUCCAUUUUAUUGACUUCAUUGACUAGUAUUUGAAUGAGUAAUAGGCUUUCAUUAAAUGAGAUUUAGUCUUGAGAACACAUGGAUAUGUUUUUUAAGCCUUUCCCACAAAGAAGCAAGGUAAAAAUAGCUAUAUGCAAACAGCAUAAAACCAGAUCAGCCUGGGAGUAACUCGCAGUCUGUUCAGGUUUUAUGCUGUUUGCUGGUCAUCAGUAUUUAAGGAUUGGAAAUGAAGCGUUAAAAGCUUGAAUCUAGUAAAAAAAGGUCUUUAAAUAAUUUGACUUUCUAAGGGACCACAAAUGCAUCAAAAUACGUAUCUAAGGGGUAAAGGAUUAAAUGUGAUGAAAAAUCAAAAUUAAAGCCACAUCAUCACAUUAAGGUUAUUUCGUAAUUUUGGGUUUGCUUGUUUUGUUGUUUCUGGUGAUUAUUCAUUUUGUCAUCGUUUCAAUUAUUCUUUAGUCCAGACAAUUUCAUGUCAGUUCAUGACUUAUUUGGAUUCCAUUUACACUUAAUAUCACAUACAUAUGUGAUUUUAUUCUGUUAAAUAUUUAAAAGAAGUCAUUACUAUCUUGUACUUGUACAUAUUGGUUAGAACAUUUUAAUUUUUGACAGUGCACUGAGUUGGUUUUUAAUACAAAAAGAUAUAUUCCAAUCGAAUGUGACAAUAUUAAAGCCUAAUAAACUAAUGUUGUUUUUGUUAGUAUUUUUGUUUCCAUGUGAGACUGCACUGACAGUCAUUGUACGUCCUGAUUGCUAUUCAUUGUGGUUAUUUUUGAGGUGUUUGUAUUACCAGUAAACAUGGGAAAAGUCAAAUGUUGUGAAAUGGUAUAUAAGGACAUACUGUUUCUACUUUCAAUUUGUAGUGACUACACAUGUGUAAAAGCUUUAAAUAAACAAGAUGAAUCUCUA